Molecule: messenger RNA, 417 nt
Organism: Aspergillus aculeatus ATCC 16872
Lineage: Eukaryota; Fungi; Ascomycota; Eurotiomycetes; Eurotiales; Aspergillaceae
Product: RNA methylation protein TRM112
Exons: 2
Coding region: 1-417 (138 amino acids)
Biological process (GO): tRNA methylation; rRNA (guanine-N7)-methylation; peptidyl-glutamine methylation
Molecular function (GO): protein heterodimerization activity
Source: RefSeq, a predicted model, not a curated record
AUGAAGUUACUCACUGCUAAUUUUCUGACUUGUGCUGUCAAAGGCUGCAAAGCAGCCGCGUCGUCCUAUCCACUGCAUUUCAAGGAUGCUGAACUCGAACUGCAAGAGGUCGACUUUCAGCCGGAAUUCAUACACAAUAUUAUUCCACGAAUUGAUUGGGAAGCUCUACGCGUAAUGGCCAAUGAGCUGGGCUUCCCUAAGAUCCCUGAUUCGAAGCCUGAAGGCGAUGCACUCAAUGAUGAGCAGACAAUGAGAGAUCUUCACAGACUCCUAUUAGAGACGCAUGUUGUGGAAGGGAGACUAUGCUGUGGCAACUGCGGUCAUGAGUAUGUGAUCAAGGAAGGAAUUGCUAAUUUCCUUCUGCCCAGCCAUCUGGGUAAGACAAAAAAUCCAUCGUGGAAAUCGGGUCUAUGCUGA